This is a messenger RNA of [Torrubiella] hemipterigena, 2432 nucleotides long. The record is from the annotation of a GenBank genome assembly. Lineage: Eukaryota; Fungi; Ascomycota; Sordariomycetes; Hypocreales; Clavicipitaceae.
CCCGUAGUGUCAUGCUGGUGGCGGGCAUAGACGCAGCAAAGCCCAACUGUGGGCUGCACUAUAUUUUCCAGUCACAGCACUGUACAGUGCCCACCAGCCUGCAGUCACAGUGAGUCAACAGACACUUACGCUACCAGUCACAACCUCAACCCCCACUAAAAAAAAACUUUCGUCAGUCACCUUGACGGGCUGCCCAAAAUUUUUAGCGAUUAGAUAAAGAGGCGAGGGGUCUUUGUCUCCAGUCCAAACCGCCAGCUGUGAUAUUUCCUCUUGUUUCUUUACACAAACUCUCACACACACAAAUCAUGGCAGACGGAGAAACAAAUCUGGCCUCGCCGGCCGCUCCCCACGAGCCUUCCGUCACUAACACCAGCAGCACGCCCGCCGCUGCCAUAACCCAGUCCACGGCCGAUACCCCGCAACCGGACCAGGAAUUCGACGACGAUGACGAUCUUGAUGAUAUUUUUGAAGAGGACGAUACCCAAGAUUUUGACGAUGAUGACAUGUCCGGCACCACGGGCGACCUCACAAAGUCCUUCAAUCGCCAGCGCCAGCUCAACGCCAACGGUGGUGUUGCCAGAGCCAACCAGCAGAAGCCCACCAUGAACACUUUUGCCAGUGUCGACGACCAGGUCUCGGCUCUCUCCAAGCAUGCUGCCAAGAUUAGACUCGACGAUGUCAAGCAGACCGACGAAAAGACAAAGGACAAAGCCGACCGCGCCACCAACGAGCAGGUCUUGGAUCAGCGCACCCGAAUGAUUCUCCUCCAGAUGAUCAACCGUGGCUUUGUGAGCGAAGUACACGGUGCCAUCAGCACCGGUAAGGAAGCCAACGUCUACGGUGCCAUUUCUUACGACGACGAGUCUGGUGCUGUUGUCCACCGUGCUAUCAAGGUCUACAAGACUGCCAUUCUCGUCUUCAAGGACCGUGAGCGAUACAUUACCGGAGAGCACCGUUUCAAGGGCGGCUCGGAAAAGGGAAACAACCGCAAGAUGGUGAAACUCUGGGCCGAGAAGGAAUACAGGAACCUCCGAAGAAUCUAUAGCGCCGGCAUCCCUUGCCCGGAGCCACUUGCUCUGAAGCUGCACGUGCUCGUCAUGGGCUUCUUGGGAGACAAGAAGGGCUGGGCUUACCCUCGUCUGCGCGAUGCCAACCUGCAGGGCGACGAUGUUGACCAGCAGUGGAAGAACCUUUACAUUCAGCUCCUGGGUAUUAUGCGCCGUAUGUACCAGGUAUGCCGCCUCGUCCACGCCGAUCUGAGCGAGUACAACAUCCUUUACCACAAGAACCAACUCUACAUUAUCGAUGUAUCGCAAAGUGUGGAGCCUGAUCACCCUCGAUCGCUCGAGUUCCUUCGUAUGGAUAUCAAGAACGUCGGUGACUUCUUCCGCAGAAAGGGUGUCGAGACUCUCUCGGACAGAGCCAUCUUCAACUUCAUCACCGCCUCUGAGGCUGCUGUUGAGGAACCAGCCAUGUCGGAAGCCAUUGCUAAGCUUUACGAAAUUCACGAGACUGCUGCCGACGACGAUGCUGCCGCUCAAGAAGAAGUCGAUACCGAAGUGUUCAGAAACCAGUAUAUUCCGCAAACCCUGGAGCAAGUCUAUGAUAUUGAAAAGGACGCUCAGCGAGUCAAGCAGGGCCAGGGCAAGGAUCUUGUUUACCACAACCUGUUAGCUGAUCAGGUUGUCAAAGACGGUAACAAGAAGGAUGGUGAGGACGCUGAGGAGGACAAGGAAGACGAAGGCUCUGACGAUAGCGAUUCUGACGACGGAGCUUCGCUGGAUAGCGGUAGUGAGGUUGACGAGAGCCUGUUUGAAAAGGGUACUCCUCGUGGCCGUCGCUUCGAAGACAAGGACGAGAAGAAGCAACACAAGCUAGCAGUCAAAGAGGCAAAGCGCGAGAAGCGCAAGGAGAAGAUGCCCAAGCACCUCAAGAAGAAGAUCGUUUCUAGCACUUCUCGUCGCAAGAAGUAGAGCACUUCAGCAAACGAGUCAAAGGAAAAAAAAAGUAAAAUACUAGAAAACAUAGACAGUGCAUGGUUACUCGGUCCGCUACAGGAAUAUUCAUCAAAAGCGUUGCAUUUUUUAACGACCUCAAGGGUCUAGGUCGCAUUUCAGUCGAAUGAUGAGGACAAAUCGCCGCCUCGAGCAUUUGGGAGACAUCAUAUCUUGGCUGUGUUAGCUGUCUCUUGGCCAGUAAACCGUCGGAAUAGUGUCAUUUCCCUCCAAGGUGCAAAACGUGCGGUCUGAAGGAUGCGGCUACAACUGUAGCCAAUCUUGACGAUCAAAGAGAGCCCUGACGACUGUUGUGUAUAUAAGAGAAAAUAUAAAAGUAUCAUAUGCCCGAACAUACCAUAACACCGAUUCCUUCAUUAACUACGUGACUGUACAUUUGAUUUACAUCCCAUUCCUAGAAAUAAAACUGUUGAUUGG